Naumovozyma dairenensis CBS 421 is the source of this 1500-nucleotide messenger RNA. It is a transcript of the gene KTR4, whose product is annotated as putative mannosyltransferase. Gene Ontology annotation, molecular function: alpha-1,2-mannosyltransferase activity. Gene Ontology annotation, cellular component: membrane; Golgi apparatus. Bases 1 to 1500 code for a protein of 499 amino acids. NCBI's taxonomy places the organism in Eukaryota, Fungi, Ascomycota, Saccharomycetes, Saccharomycetales, Saccharomycetaceae. The transcript has a single exon. The record is from RefSeq and is a predicted model, not a curated record. Gene Ontology annotation, biological process: protein N-linked glycosylation; protein O-linked glycosylation; cell wall mannoprotein biosynthetic process.
AUGAUCCCAUUACUUCACUUCUUUAGGAGAAGUACAAACCUUUUAAUAAUAUUAUUCAUCAUAUCGAUGAUGCUAAUAGUAAUCAUAUUACAUUUAUUUUUCUCAUCAUCACUGCAAGAACCUAGCACAUAUUUUGAAAAUGUAAAAACACAAUAUGACAACGUUUGGAAAAACUUACUCCCAUCAUCAUCGUUGUCGUCGUCAUCGAAUACGUCAAUCAUACCAUUCGAAGAAAGCGAGGAAAGCCCCAACUCUCAAGCUGCACUAUGGGAUUAUUCCAACGAUGAUCAAGACAAAAUAGAAGACAUCUUUCAAAGACUAUCGACUCCUCUAUAUCCAGAAAUCCCAUCCUAUUCCUCCAUGAAUAUGACAUACCGUAAACAAUUAGAAAAAGAUACCCUUGCUAAAAAUGGAAAAAUCUAUAACGAUUUCAUGUCCACUCCGAUAAUUGAACCCAAAGUGGAUUAUCUAAUUCGUCCCGAUGAUGAGUUGGCUGGGUCAGCUAAUGCUACGAUUUUGAGUUUGGUGACCAAUAAUGAUUUGAAAGAGUUGUUGCCUUCUAUUCAACAAUUGGAAGAAAAAUUCAACAAGAAGUUUGGAUAUCCUUAUGUUUUUUUGAAUGAUGGGGAGUUUUCUGAGGAGUUUAAAGAUACGAUUAUUAAUAUGUUACCAAACGGUAGAGUUGUGAAAUUUGGGCAGAUUGAGAAGGAAGAUUGGGAUAUGCCUGAUACGAUUGAUAGGGAGAGGUAUAAGAUAGAAUGUGAAAAGAUGGAUAAGUUGAAAGUUUCUUAUGUGAAGAAGGAAUCUUAUCAUAAUAUGUGUAGGUUUUAUUCCAGGAAGUUUUAUCAUCAUCCUUUGUUGCAAGAAUAUAAAUAUACAUGGAGGUUGGAGCCUGGGACUAGUUUGUAUUGUGAUGUUGAUUAUGAUGUUUUCAAAUUUAUGGAGAUGGAAAAUAAAGUUUAUGGUUAUGUGUUAAACCUUUAUGAUGGGGCUAAUUCAAUCCCAACGUUAUGGGAAACAACUAUGGAAUUUGUUAAGAAAAAUCCAAAUUAUUUGAAUCCCAAUGGUGCUUUUGAUUGGUUAAAGGAGAAUGCUCAAAAACCUGAAAAUUUUGAAACUGCGAAAGGUUAUUCUACUUGUCAUUUUUGGACAAAUUUCGAAAUUACUAAUCUUGAUUUCUUGAGAUCUGAAGCUUAUGAAAAGUAUAUGGAUCAUUUAGAGAAUUCAAAUGGAUUUUAUUAUGAAAGAUGGGGAGAUGCUCCAGUGAGAAGUAUAGCGUUAGCAUUAUUCCUUGAUAAAUCUAGGAUACAUUGGUUUAGAGAUAUAGCAUACAAUCAUAAUCCAUACACAAAUUGUCCCAAAUGUCCUGAAGGUUCUAUGAGAUGUGAUGGUAGGUGUAAACCAGGAUUGUUUACCAUGUGGAAAGAUCUGAACAUAGAAAAUUGUCAAGCUACAUGGAUUGAUAAGAUUAUGAGUGAUGAAGAGAAGAAUUUAUACUGA